AUGAUGAUGCUAAACUGUCGUUUAUCGGAAGUAUCACUUGGUUGUUCGAUAACGAUUGAAUAUGAAAAAAUUGAAUGGCAAGAAGGUUUUCAAUGUAGUAUUCGGUUUCAUGGACAACAUUGUCUUUCGCCAAUUUUUCCCAUUGAAAUGACACGCGAUGGUCGAAUGCAAAUGAAUUUUGUAUAUAAAGAUGUUGGAGAAAUUAUGGCUAUUGAAAUCGAAUUAUUAUCAAAUAAAGAAAUAGGAUUAUAUAUUAAAUGGAUUGAAAUUAAUAUUCCAAGAAAAUCAUUUCUACAAAGAUUUGAUGUACAACGUUGGCUUCAUUUGAAUAUGAUUGAUGGACGUACACGACUAAUGUUAGCACCAAAUCAACUGCCUGGUUAUGCACCGAAGAGAAUGCUUGAAAAUAUUGAACAACCAAAACGAGACAAUGUUAAAUAUAUGGUACUUAUUGAAAUUUCACAAACUAAAGGCAAUAUUGAUGGAUCAACAGUAUCUAUCGGUCUAGUCGGAAAAUAUGGCCGAGCAUCGGCAAAUCGAAUAAAUAUGAAAUAUAAUACUACUAUACCCCUAAAAAUUUAUCCGCGUCGAAAUAUCUUCGAAUUAACUAUGCUUGAUGUUGGUUUAUUGCAUGAGUAUCAAAUCAGCUUCGAAAAUAAUCAUAAUAACGGUUCGUUGUUCAUUACAACUAUGUAUAUCUAUCGUAAACAAUAUUAUGAAGUAAACAUUCAACAAUGGAUUGCAAAUGGCCAAAUAUUAAAUGGUUAUACUCGAUCGUUAGAUCUACCAACAGCAUCAACAUUGUUCAAUGAAGUUCAAUCAAAAUCAUCAUUUAUUCUAUGGAUAACUGGUUCUGAUUUAAUUAAAAACGAAAUAACAUUACCAAUAGAAUUUCAAUUAAAUUACCAAAAUACUAUGAUAAAUCCUGUUCAAGAAACAAUUACUAUUCGAGCUAAUAUUCCAUCAGUUUUAGCUCUGUCUACAGCUUGUACAAUGCCAUUAAAAUCAAUCUUACUUGGAUAUAAUCGAACAUCAAUCGAUUAUUGUUUAGCAAGUGAAAUAGUCGUUCUUAAUGUUUUUCAAGGUCAACAUUUUUAG
This is a messenger RNA of Rotaria socialis, 1098 nucleotides long. NCBI's taxonomy places the organism in Eukaryota, Metazoa, Rotifera, Eurotatoria, Philodinida, Philodinidae. The record is from the annotation of a GenBank genome assembly.